AUACAUAUAUAUAAACCCUCUUCCUCAUCUAUCCUCCUAUCUCCAUCUUCUCUACAAUUACUUCAUCACCAAUGGCUGCAAAGCUUCUAAACCUCUUUGAUUUCUACUGGUUUCAGCAUCUAAUCUUCUCAAACAAGCCACCUCCACCAUCUCCUCCACCACCUGCCCCACACCCAGAUCUCCAAUUCUAUGAUCCCUUCAAGGAAUCAAACCUCUCUGAGCAUCUUCCUACUCUUCAUGUUAGGUCUCUUGGUGAUGCUGACCAGUUCUUGAGCUCCCAGGAGAGCUUCACCUUGGAUAAUUCUGUGUCCCCAAGCUCAGUCCUCCAGGCAUCAAAGCUCCAAAGAAUCUUCUCUGUGAAAGAACUUGGAGAAGGGUACCCGACAUUUGAUGAGACUGAUAGACCUAUAGAGAGAAAGGUUUAUGGUGGAAGGAGAAGAAAAGGGAGCAGAAAGAGCUUGUCAGAGCUUGAGUUGGAGGAGGUGAAGGGGUUCAUGGAUCUGGGGUUUGUAUUCUCCGAAGAAGAUAAGAAUUCAUGGCUGGUGUCCAUCGUUCCCGGGCUGAAGAGAUUGGGAAGAAAAAGCACUAGUGGCGGUGAAGAUCACGAUGAAGAAGAAGAUGGUGAGAACAUUGAAAAGAGUGAAGUUUCAAGGCCUUAUUUAUCAGAAGCAUGGGGUGUGUUGGAUAGAAGAAGAAAGGAAAUGGAUGGAUUGCUGAAUUGGAGAAUUCCUGCUUCUGCUAAUGAAAUGGACAUGAAAGAUCAUCUCAGACUUUGGGCUCACACUGUUGCCUCUGCUGUAAGAUAGAAACAUCAUCAUCAUCAUCACUGUUUGAUUCCUUUGCCUGUGUUAAACCAUUGUUUGUACGUAAAUAAAAAGAUGAGGAGAAGUUGAAUUA
This is a messenger RNA of Vitis vinifera (wine grape), 897 nucleotides long. RefSeq lists its product as uncharacterized. Lineage: Eukaryota; Viridiplantae; Streptophyta; Magnoliopsida; Vitales; Vitaceae. The record is from RefSeq and is a predicted model, not a curated record. The transcript has a single exon. The coding region runs from base 72 to 806 and encodes 244 amino acids.